This is a messenger RNA of Lolium perenne, 1785 nucleotides long. RefSeq lists its product as uncharacterized. Gene Ontology annotation, biological process: mRNA splicing, via spliceosome. Gene Ontology annotation, cellular component: post-mRNA release spliceosomal complex. NCBI's taxonomy places the organism in Eukaryota, Viridiplantae, Streptophyta, Magnoliopsida, Poales, Poaceae. The record is from RefSeq and is a predicted model, not a curated record.
GCCCAGCACCAAAGACCAACAGCACGCUCCAGCCCGCAAACCUUGCAGUUGCAGACGACGCCGCCGAGCUGCUCACUCUCGCCGUCUAGCGAACUGACACGCCCUUCUCCGACGACGGGCUGCCGCCACCACCUUCCCUCCGCUACCAGAUCGUCUGCCACCCCAUCCUCCUUAACCUACAUUUUGGGUCUGGGCAGAUCUACGCGGAGGCGUCGACCCUUUUGCCAGCCACGCCCCAACCCGGCGGUCCUUCUUAUCCUUGAGGCAGCGAAACGGGGCGGGCAGAUAACUCUGGAAACCUGAUUAUCUACCGUGUGUAUCCCAUGGAGGGGAUCCAAAGUGGCGGCGGCAGCGGUGGUGGCCAGGAUGUUUCCUCUUGGCAUCAUCUAAUGAGGAAACCUCGGCCUGACUCCGUGCCGUGGAAAAGGAGUACACAUAAUAUGUCCUCUGAUGGCCACGCACUUACGGUCAUUGAUCAUGUCGGUGUGAAUGCAAAUGUUUCAAGUGCUGAGUAUGAUGAGAAGAAGUCCCAUGAGGAUAAUUCAGAGAUCACACCCUCAGUUAGCACUCACAAGUUCGAUGCAAACCAGUUGGCUGCAAAGAUUCUUCGCCUUCGAAUGAAAGGCAAGCAUGAAGAAGCUGACCAACUUAAGAGGGAAAUGGAGGCUUUGCUGGAGGAUGAAGACACUUCUGUUGAUGAACCUCGGCAUGAAAAGGGAAGGAGCUCAGUCAGGCACACGAUAAAGCCUAUUGCAGCUGAAAGCAGGAAAGGAGAGGAUGAGUAUGAUUUCGAUGAUGCUCCUAGAAGGAAGAGUGAAGGCACGCAGGAGGAGAAGAGAAGCACUCAUGGACAUAUCUUAACUCAGAAAGAUCGCUGUUUGUAUUGUUUCGAGAACCCAUCCAGGCCAAAGCAUCUGGUUGUUGCUAUUGGGAACUUCACUUACUUGAUGCUUCCACAGUUUGAGCGCGUUGUUCCUGGGCACUGUGUUAUUCUUCCAUUGCAGCACGAGUCCGCAACAAGAGCGAUUGAUAGCAACGUAUGGGAGGAGGUUCGCAACUUCAAAAAGUGCCUCCUGAAGAUGUUCGCGCAGCAGAGCAAAGAUGUAAUUUUCAUGGAGACUGUCAUAUGCUUGGCCAAGCAACGGAGACAUUGCAUGAUUGAAUGCAUUCCUGUGCCCAAUGAAGUUUCAGACAAAGCGCCCAUGUACUUCAAAAAGGCAAUUGACGAAGCUGAAGAAGAAUGGUCCCAGCAUGAGAUGAAGAAGCUUAUUCCAACAAGUGGUAACCUGCGGCAAGUAAUCCCGGAUAACUUUGCCUACUUCCAUGUAGAGUUUGGGCUGGACCACGGGUUUGUCCAUGUGAUAGACGACGAUAGCAGAUUCAGCGCUGGUUUUGGACUGGAUGUCAUCAGAGGGGUGCUCCGCUUGCCAGGGGAGGACAUGCACCGUCGUCGAAGGCAUGCAUCAGUGGAUGACCAGAAGCAGGCAGUUGCCAGCUUCACGAAGGACUGGCAGCCCUUCGACUGGACAAAGGAACUUGAAUAGAAGUAAAACUUCAAGAGCACUUUGGAAUAUGCACGAAGUUUGCACUAACGCAUUUUUGUAGAUAUCAAACUAAUAGGAGGUGGCAUUUUUCAUGGCAGUUGAGCAUCUGUAAUUUAGGAUCCAUGCAGUCAUAUACAAAUUCUCAACUGCUUAUUGCAGUUGGCUGGUGGAUCAGCCACGCACGGUUUGCCUCUGUUCAUGCCUUUGUGCUGAAUGUUCGCAUAGCAUUACCUGCCUAGAU